AUGCCGUGGGUGAUCGAGCAAAAGGCGCAGAUGUGUUCCUCUGGUGACUCCAUAUAUCUCUCUCCAGCACGAAGUGAAGAGACUGUGCGUCCCCCAGCGCCCCCAACGGUAUUUCAUUUUCUAUGCUCAGAGGAGGAGAAACUGGGUCCCAUAGAAAGCGGAGCGCCCAGGCCCCCGUGCAGUGCAGUGGCACUGAAGGGGGCGGCGGAGAUAUGCAUCUGCUCUGUCAUGAAGGUCUGUCUGAUAAAGACCUCAGUGUUGGUGAAUUCGAUCCACUUAACACCCGAGGAACAGCAGCAGCGGGCAAAGAAAAGUUCUCAGGUGUAUGAGCAGGUGUAUGAGCUGCAGGCGGGCAGGGUAUCCGCUGGCCGCUGGGUGCACAGCACCACCGAACGCAUCCCCUGCGCAGCUCCAAGCUUCGCUCCAAGGUACGGGCAACGGCUAUAUCUUGAAGAGGAGAUUGAGCCGCAGGAGGAUAAACUUCUAAGAAAAGGCAAAGCUCAGCCGUCAGCUAGAGCCUUUGGGGGCAAUCUGGUGUUGGUGGUGUUGGCGGUGAAGAUGAAGAAAAAUGAUGGCUGUUGGUGCGUUUUCUCCGCGACGGAGUUGGGUGGUUUGCGGAGUCUUUUGAAGAGUGAGCGGCUGAUGAGUGGUAGUAGUGGGUUUGUGUGCUGCAGACUGAAGAAAACUCAAGAAGAAGACGGCCAAGGAAGCUCAACAAGAGGCUCUCGAGCAGGCAUCGAUGGCCAUAGGCAAGUGCCUUACUAG
Messenger RNA from Eimeria mitis, 765 nucleotides. RefSeq lists its product as uncharacterized. The record is from RefSeq and is a predicted model, not a curated record. NCBI's taxonomy places the organism in Eukaryota, Apicomplexa, Conoidasida, Eucoccidiorida, Eimeriidae. The transcript has 3 exons. The coding region runs from base 1 to 765 and encodes 254 amino acids.